AUGGCCCCCGAGCCGGUAGCCGCUCUUGACCCUGUGUUUGAGCAUGACCCUAUUCAUGCUGGUAUGCCCGUUGUUGAUCCUGUGAUUGCUGACCUACCCAUUGAUGAUCACCCGGUUGAUGCUCCACUAUUGGAGGGUGACCAUGUUGUUGCUGCUGACCCUGUUGAUGCCCCUUUCAUCGCUGAUGCACCCGUUGACCCUGUUGUUGCUCCUCUACCUGAUCUUGUUCCCCUGGAGCCCGAGCAUGCACUAUUCGCGACCCACAUUGAUCCCAGGUAUGCGCACACCCAGAAUGGGUGGAUUGACGCUGAUGAUGAGCUCCCACCUAUUCCCCCACAUACCACCGAUGCACGUCACAUUGAUUCCUCUUUUUCGUUCCCUCAGUUCACACCUCCAGCUCGGCCUGGAGAGGGUUCUUCGGCUCAUCCCUUUGGACAUGUGCCGGUAUCUAUCCCAGUGGUACCACAGUUUUCUACUGCUAUUCCCCCUGUUCCUCCAUUCUCUGCGCCACCUUUCGAUCCAGCCAGACUCAGCUGCACGCCUUUUGGCACUGGAGCAUCAGAUGGCGUCCUGGUUGCGUUCCCAGAGAGCCAUGGAGGAGGACUGGCUCCAUUUGAGAUGAUUGUUCUAUUCCCAUUUCCCCCUCCUCCACCGCCAUCAGUAUAG
Molecule: messenger RNA, 666 nt
Organism: Helianthus annuus (common sunflower)
Lineage: Eukaryota; Viridiplantae; Streptophyta; Magnoliopsida; Asterales; Asteraceae
Product: proline-rich protein 36-like
Exons: 2
Coding region: 1-666 (221 amino acids)
Source: RefSeq, a predicted model, not a curated record